CGUCUUUCAGGCUCCACCUCCUGUCAUAAAAGGCGCGUGCGCAGUCGCAGUCAGUCUCUGCUUUUGAUCUUCGGAGCUGCUGCCGUUAAACCGGUCUGUCGAGAAUCAUGGCUGAUCUUGACGAGCGCACGUUCAUUGCCGUGAAGCCCGACGGCGUGCAGAGGGGAAUUAUUGGAGAGAUCAUCAAGAGGUUCGAGAUGAAGGGCUUCAAGCUUGUUGGCAUGAAAAUGCUCCAUCCCUCACAAGAACUUCUGAUGAAGCACUACAUCGAUCUGGCGAGCAGGUCUUUCUUUCCAGACCUCAUCAAGUAUAUGAGCUCUGGUCCGGUGGUUGCCAUGGUGUGGGAGGGUAAGGGUGUGGUGAAGACGGGCAGGGUGAUGCUGGGCGAGACCAACCCGGCUGACUCCAAACCUGGAACCAUCAGAGGAGACUUGUGCAUCGACGUCAGCAAGAACAUCAUCCACGGCAGCGACUCCGUGGAAAGCGCCCAAAAAGAGAUCAGUCUGUGGUUCACGCCUGACGAGCUGGUCCAGUACACCAGCUGUGCCAUCAAGUGGAUCUACUGAGUCUAGCAGCAGUAGCAACUCUCAAACUGGUCUGAGACCAGUUCAGCUCGCAUGCUUUGAGCCUUUUGAACCUACGGUGAAGUGGAUCCUUGGCGAGCCGUGAUCCUGGAUCUUCAUCCUUACCCGGAUCACUCUCUGAGGUCCAUAUCUGGUUUUUCAUGGUGUCAUUCCUGCACUUCAUUCCAUAAACAUUCCAUCAUCGCUGAGUGUUCAGCGACUGAACCAGUUUUGUUUAGUGACCUGCUUUCCAAUAAAACGCACACGAUGC
This is a messenger RNA of Thalassophryne amazonica, 834 nucleotides long. Its product is annotated as nucleoside diphosphate kinase-like. Gene Ontology annotation, molecular function: nucleoside diphosphate kinase activity. NCBI's taxonomy places the organism in Eukaryota, Metazoa, Chordata, Actinopteri, Batrachoidiformes, Batrachoididae. Bases 108 to 566 code for a protein of 152 amino acids. Gene Ontology annotation, biological process: UTP biosynthetic process; CTP biosynthetic process; GTP biosynthetic process. The transcript is spliced from 5 exons. The record is from RefSeq and is a predicted model, not a curated record.